Messenger RNA from Pseudozyma hubeiensis SY62, 1668 nucleotides. Its product is annotated as candidate G-protein alpha subunit. Bases 1 to 1668 code for a protein of 555 amino acids. Gene Ontology annotation, molecular function: guanyl nucleotide binding; GTPase activity; G-protein beta/gamma-subunit complex binding. The transcript has a single exon. Lineage: Eukaryota; Fungi; Basidiomycota; Ustilaginomycetes; Ustilaginales; Ustilaginaceae. Gene Ontology annotation, biological process: adenylate cyclase-activating G protein-coupled receptor signaling pathway. Gene Ontology annotation, cellular component: heterotrimeric G-protein complex. The record is from RefSeq and is a predicted model, not a curated record.
AUGUCGCCGUCAGUUUCCGGCCCACCCAUUCGACGUAUCAAGUCCAAGAAUAUACUCUCUCGACCCGACCACAGCGAUCCGCUAUCGCUCGUCCUCCAGCCUCCAGUCAACGAGACGCCCAAUGAAAAGCAAGCACGUCUUCAACAGGAGAGACAGGCCAAGCAGAGAUCAGACGAGAUUGACAGAUUUCUCAAACAGCAAGACGAUUCAGCCUCUCAUGAGCUACCUUCUGCAGUCUCGGGUUCAGCCGAGGCCACCGGCAACAAGAAGGGACGUGUCUACAAGAUGGUGUUGCUCGGUCAAGCUGGGGCGGGCAAAACUACAGUGCUCAAACAGAUGAGAUUGCUGUACGACCCCCAGGCGCACGAGAGAGAGCGACAGGGAUGGGCACGUAUUGUGCUGCUCAAUCUCAUCUCGAGCGUGCGGGUCCUGCUGCAGACUCUCUCGCUGUAUCACGAUCAGAGACUUGAACGCAAGUCGGGCGAAAUGAGUCGACUCGAGGGGAAUGCUCUGCGUACAGGGGAGGACGCGGACGAAGCAACCCGCAUGGAGCUCGCAAGGGAGGUGGGACCGAAGAAUGAGAUCAACACCUCGAGCAUGCCAUGGACCGCACACAUUCCCAAAUUUGUGCAGCUGGAACAGGCGCUUCGAAGCGAGUUGGGUGCCUUCGGAGAAGAUGUGCACCUGCCGGGACACAGUGACACAGCGAAUACCAGAAUGGCAAGUCAAGCGAACAGCAGCGACAUAAGGUACAAGUCUGGCGACAAGAGCCCUCUGCUGCUCAAACCGGGCUGGCAGGCACGUCUGUUCACUUAUGCUCGUCGCUCAUUUUCUUCGGCACAAGCAACUCGAGACGGCGCACGUCGUGAAGAAGGUGUCAGUAGCGACGAUCACAGCGACGAGUCAGUGGAGCUUCUGCGCGCUGUCCAGGCGGAGGUGCUCGCUUUGUGGACCGACGACGUUAGCUGCCGCGCACUUCGCAAACGCGGUCUCUUUCUCGAUGGUCAAUCGGAUGCGGCGACAUCGUACUUCCUCGACAGCUACUCCCGCAUCGUUGAAUCAGCAUAUGAGCCAACAGACAACGACAUCUUGCAUUCGCGCGUCCGCACCGUCGGUGUUACGGAAGACGUCUUUCGCGUCGAUCGUUCGCUCAUCUAUCGCAUCUAUGAUGUCGGUGGCAGUCGAUCACAACGAGCCGCUUGGGCUCCGUUCUUGGACGACAUUGAGUCCAUUGUCUUCCUCGCGCCGCUCUCGGCCUUCGACCAGCCGCUCGUGGAGGACUCUUCGACCAAUCGACUCGCCGACACAUUCACACUAUUCAACCAGAUCGUCGCCAAUCCACUGCUGCGACACGCUUCCAUGAUUCUGUUCCUCAACAAAAUCGAUCUUCUCGAGAAAAAGCUUCGACAGGGUGUACGGCUUCAAAAGUACUGGCCAGAGUAUGUGGGGGACAACGAUUUCGAGGCGGUGUGGAGAUGGUUCAGAGCCAAAUUCAGGGACGCGUUGAGGAGGGCAGAGGACGAAGCGAGGUUGGAUCAGGGGCAGAGGAGGAGGCUGUACGUUCAUACGACGGUGGCCACCAGCACGGUGCAGAUCAGAGCGAUUCUGAUGAGUGUCAAGGAUUCGAUCCUGAGGGAAAACCUGAGGGUGACGGGUCUGGUCGGUUGA